AUGUGUUAUUAUGGCAGCUACUAUGGAGGCCUGGGCUAUGGCUAUGGUGGUCUAGGCUGUGGUUAUGGCUGUGGCUAUGGCUGUGGCUAUGGUGGCUAUGGCUAUGGCUGCUGCCGCCCACUGUGCUGUAGAAAAUACUGGUCUUAUGGCUUCUACUGA
Mastomys coucha (southern multimammate mouse) is the source of this 159-nucleotide messenger RNA. Its product is annotated as keratin-associated protein 20-2-like. The transcript has a single exon. Lineage: Eukaryota; Metazoa; Chordata; Mammalia; Rodentia; Muridae. The record is from RefSeq and is a predicted model, not a curated record. The coding region runs from base 1 to 159 and encodes 52 amino acids.